Messenger RNA from Rhineura floridana, 2641 nucleotides. RefSeq names its product ADP ribosylation factor like GTPase 4C (gene ARL4C). Gene Ontology annotation, molecular function: GTPase activity; GTP binding. Lineage: Eukaryota; Metazoa; Chordata; Lepidosauria; Squamata; Rhineuridae. The coding region runs from base 817 to 1395 and encodes 192 amino acids. Gene Ontology annotation, biological process: endocytic recycling; intracellular protein transport. Gene Ontology annotation, cellular component: cytoplasm. The record is from RefSeq and is a predicted model, not a curated record. The transcript has a single exon.
UCCUGGAGAAGGAAGAGGAAGAGAAUCAAAGGGGGGGGGAAGAGCGAGCACUGAAGCGCUCCCUGUUGCCCUUUCAAAGCCCCUCCCUUCGCCGAUCUCCGGCUGGGCGUGUGACUGCGCGCUCCGGAGGGGAGGAGGGGUUUGAUGGAUUGAACUGCAGUUGCUUAGCUGGAGGCUGGAGAAGCCGUUUGGAGAAGGCGCGAUCGGGGUUUUCCUCCCAGGCGGAUCGCCGUCGGGAGAGGGAGGCGGCCCUCACCCAAACCCAGCCAAGAAAGUGGGAAGGAAGAGCAAGCUGCCGCUUCCCCUCUGAAGAAUGAAUGAGUCCGCCGGGGGAUGCCGCUCGAUUCUCGCCGAGCCUGUUUGAGCCGCUGAUCGAGGCAGGCGAGGCUCUGCUUCUCUCUCUCUUUCUCGCAAGGCGCGAAGCAGGCAAGAUUUGGCGAGCGGGUCCGGCUUUGUUCUGCGGCUUUUCACAGCCUGACCGCGCCUCGAGGCUGCUCUUCAGGUUGCUGCUGAAUAAAUGAUUCAUGGCGACACGGUCAGCCGCCGCUUGGACCCCGGGCGCGUGGUGAUUGGAUGCUCCCUGCGCUGAUCUCCGUCUCUUCCCAGCCAGCUUGCCUUCCUGCAGGAUCCGGAUUGCUCCUGAUCUCCUGCGGUGCCUCAGGGAUGGCUGGCGGUGAGGUUGCAUUUUAAUUACGCUCCGGCCCGGCGCCUGCCGGAAGGGGGGGAUGGUGUAAGGGCAGCUACGGGAGAGAGGGCUUGAAACGGAGCCAGGCGAGGCUCUUUCUGCAGCGAUUGCUGAGCCAUCCCCUCAACACCAUGGGGAAUAUCUCUUCCAACAUCUCCGCCUUCCAGUCCCUGCAUAUUGUCAUGCUGGGCUUGGACUCUGCCGGCAAAACCACGGUGCUCUACCGGCUCAAAUUCAACGAGUUUGUCAACACGGUGCCCACCAUUGGCUUCAACACGGAGAAGAUCAAGCUGAGCAACGGCACUGCCAAGGGCAUCAGCUGCCACUUCUGGGACGUGGGUGGCCAGGAGAAACUGCGGCCGCUUUGGAAGUCCUACAGUCGCUGCACGGAUGGCAUCAUUUACGUGGUGGACUCGGUAGACGUGGACAGGCUGGAGGAAGCCAAGACCGAGCUGCACAAAGUCACCAAGUUUGCUGAGAACCAAGGCACUCCCUUGCUGGUGAUCGCCAACAAGCAAGACCUGCCCAGAUCGCUGCCUGUGGUAGAAAUAGAAAAGCAGCUGGCUCUGCACGAGCUCACCCCAUCCACAACAUACCACAUCCAGCCAGCUUGUGCCAUCAUUGGUGAGGGGCUCACCGAAGGCAUGGACAAACUCUACGAGAUGAUCCUCAAGCGCAGAAAGUCCUUAAAGCAGAAGAAGAAGCGGUAGACAAGACACUGGAGGGAGUUGCGAACCCAUUAAAAAUAGACUCGAGAGUUUGAUCUGCUGGCUUGACACCUCAGUUGUGGAGCAUCAGAUAAAUGCCUGUGCCCAUAUCCCUUUCCAUGACAUUCAAGACCCUUUCAGUUUGCUUAUCUGUUAAGAGACAGGGCAUCGUAUUGUGCUGGCUGGCACUUGGGAUGCAGGUCAUAUCUGCAUGUCAGCCCUCCCCCCCUCCCCAGUGAAGCCACCAUGAGCCAGUAAAAUUGGAGAAAGCCUCUGCUGUGUAAUGUUCUAGCAGGACUAGAAGAUGGGGAAGUACAACAUCAUUUUACCAACUGCUUCUGUCCCUGCGGACUAAUAUACAAAAUGCAUACUCUUGCUGCAUUCCUCUGGGAGGUUUCUUUUAAUAUAUAUAUAUAUGGGAGAAACUUGCAAGAUGAAUGUCAGAAAGCUUGACAUUACAGGGCAGGACCCUGUUUCAUUUGGAUUAAAGUUUGUGCUCCCAUCUCAGGAUCUUAGUAGAAGCCCAAGGUGAUGUGUGCAUGAAGAACUAGACUUAAGAAAUAUUGCUUGAUAGGAAAAAGAUGUUGUGAUGGGGGGGGGACUGAUGCAUAUAAAAAUACAUCUUCAAUGUAUAUUGUCUAGCAAUGGCUCUUUAAAGCCAGCCUUUGUGGAAACUGUUUUUCAGUCUUACAGCAGACAUCUCCAGGGCAUUUAUGGUCUGGCAUUGUGUAGGGUUAUUACUACAGCCUACAAGAUGUAUCAAAUUGGUGAACACGUGAUGCGGUGCUGCUUCUGGGAGUGAUUUCUGUGUUUGGAGGAAAGGGUUCCCUGCCAUUUCAGUUGGGCUUGAGGAUGUGCCCAGCUAUCCCUCCCAGCAGUCGAGGUGGAGCUUUGCUCCUUUUGCUAUGCUGCCUGUGGAGGGGCUUCAAAGAGUGGGGCAAACAGGAUAGCCCUUUAGGUAUCAUCCAGAGUGUGGCACCCAUGUACUUCUAUAUUAAAAGAGAAUUCUGUAUGUUGAUGGUGUAUUGAUGCACUGGAAUUGUAAAAUCUAAGCUGCCCGGAUCAUUUGUGACCCGCAGCUGCUGCCUGGUGCUGUGUUCUAAGCAUUACACUAGACGAUUUUGUUAUCUUUUCAUAACCAAUCUACCCACUGUAGCAAUAACCAGGAAAACAUUUUUAAAUUAUACCUUCUUAUCAUAACAUUAAACUGCAGGCAUGCAUUGUUCUUCACAUUGAAUCCAAUCAGAAA